Messenger RNA from Lagenorhynchus albirostris (white-beaked dolphin), 1517 nucleotides. RefSeq names its product peptidylprolyl isomerase like 3 (gene PPIL3). The record is from RefSeq and is a predicted model, not a curated record. Gene Ontology annotation, cellular component: catalytic step 2 spliceosome. Gene Ontology annotation, biological process: protein peptidyl-prolyl isomerization; protein folding. The transcript has 7 exons. Gene Ontology annotation, molecular function: peptidyl-prolyl cis-trans isomerase activity. Lineage: Eukaryota; Metazoa; Chordata; Mammalia; Artiodactyla; Delphinidae. Bases 414 to 899 code for a protein of 161 amino acids.
UUUCCGGCUUUGCGACUGAGCCCAAGGCACUUCUAGAGGAUGACCAGAGUUACGCUUGUUGUCCUAGUGUAAUUAUUAAAAGAUAAUUUUGACCCUUUCAUAGUCAAAAGUGUACCUGGUGGGGAGAAAUUAGUGUCUCCCUAGUUCUAGUCGUUUGGUUUGAGACAGGGAGGAGGGGGCGGAGGGAGGAGGCGAGCAGGUGAGGGGCGUUCUCUCUAAUCGGUCCCUUGCUCGACCUCCGGUGGCCUGAAGAAACUUAAUUUCGAAUCUGCAGACCCGUGGGGGCAACUGCGAUUGCACCUUUGCUCUUUUAACAACCGCUGUGCUAAUCGAAGUGGUUCAAGGCUCGUUUUUGAACUUCUCUCAGUAAACUGAGAAAGUAACAGUACUUCCUGAAAGCAUCAAGAAGAAAAAUGUCGGUGACACUGCAUACAGAUGUAGGUGAUAUUAAAAUCGAAGUCUUCUGUGAGAGGACACCCAAAACAUGUGAAAAUUUCUUGGCUCUUUGUGCCAGUAAUUACUACAAUGGCUGUAUAUUUCAUAGAAAUAUCAAGGGUUUCAUGGUUCAAACAGGAGAUCCAACAGGUACUGGAAGAGGAGGUAGCAGUAUCUGGGGCAAGAAAUUUGAAGAUGAAUACAGUGAAUAUCUUAAGCACAACGUUAGAGGUGUUGUAUCUAUGGCUAAUAAUGGCCCAAACACCAAUGGAUCUCAGUUCUUCAUCACCUAUGGGAAGCAGCCACAUCUGGACAUGAAAUACACAGUAUUUGGAAAGGUAAUAGAUGGUCUGGAGACUCUAGAUGAAUUGGAGAAGUUACCAGUAAAUGAGAAGACAUAUCGGCCUCUUAAUGAUGUACACAUUAAGGACAUAACUAUUCAUGCCAACCCAUUUGCUCAGUAGCUAUAAUAGACCUGGACAAAUACUUGGCAAACUAUUCAAGGAACACACCUAUUAUGGUUUACCCAGUUUUAAUUAUGUCAGAGAUUGCAUCAUUAUACAACUUGUUUACAACUAAGAUCUACUUGUUUACAGCUAAGAUCUUCUAUGAGUUGGUGGUACCAAGGGAAGCCAAACAGCUUUUACUCCUAUUCUUAGAGGGUAUUCUUUACUGUAACUAUUACCUAAUGCAUUUCUUUAAUUUUUUUUAAAAAACCCUAUGUUUAAUUUUGUUUUUCCAUAUAAAUAUUCAUUUUAAAAUGCUGAGUCUCAAAUCCAGGCAUUGUUGAGCACCCUAAUUACAUGCUCCUACCAUAUGUAGUCACAUCCUGGAAAUAUUAUUUUCUAUUAAUUAUUUACUUUAUACAGUUAGAAAGAGGAAGGACAAAUAAAGAGAUGGCCUAGCAAGGCCGGUCAAUCCAGUUGUUAUUUUCCCUGGUCUUUACAGUAAAGGCUCAGAGAAGUCUCGAAGUACAGUAAACACUCAGAAUUUCCCAACUCAUGUGCCCAUGGAACAUUUUUAAAAAAUAUAUCUUUUCUUGUAAAGCAAUUAUACCCCAAUAAAGAUGUUAAAAAUAAAUA